This is a messenger RNA of Penicillium alfredii, 672 nucleotides long. RefSeq lists its product as uncharacterized. The record is from RefSeq and is a predicted model, not a curated record. Lineage: Eukaryota; Fungi; Ascomycota; Eurotiomycetes; Eurotiales; Aspergillaceae. The transcript has 3 exons. Bases 1 to 672 code for a protein of 223 amino acids.
AUGUCUACGUGGAAUGAGGCUAACCAGCGCAACGCGACAGGCGAUGGCAACAAGCCCCAAUGUCACCGCUGUGAACGCUCAGGAUCAUCGUGUGUCUGGCAAGCGGUGCCCUCGGGAUUCCGUCAUGGCUCCAGUGCUCGAUAUGAUGCCGACUUCGCGGACGAUCAGCCCUGGGUGCCCGUCGGCCAUGCUGAGUUCCAGUACGUCGACGAAACAGCCGACAUAGCCCGACACUACUCGGUGGAUUUGGGGUCCUCCCCGUUGGCCUCGGGACGCCGGCGAAGUGUUUCAUUCACGGACCACCGAACCCUAACUGACCCGUCCGUCCUUACACUUGGGCAGUUCGAUAUUUGCGAUGGAGAAAGGCAUUUUGAAUGUACUGUGCCAUUGCGCGCACGAUCAUGUCCUCCGCUCCUCUACGCAAUCUAUACCGCCGCGGCACGACACCUGAGCCGGAUCAAAAAAUAUUAUAUUGGAAACCAAAUCCAAUAUGGAGGGAAAAUUCUCCCGAAUCUGACGCCAGAAACUGCUCUUCACUAUCACAACCAAUGCAUUGCGCACUUUGUGUCGCUGUCGGAUCAUUCCCGGGAGGCCCAGGACGAGAAUCUCCUGGCGGCCGCCGUGAUUCUUCGGUUCUAUGAAGAAGUAGAUUGUUCGUUGAGAGUCCAAUGA